This is a messenger RNA of Monoraphidium neglectum, 1293 nucleotides long. RefSeq lists its product as hypothetical. Lineage: Eukaryota; Viridiplantae; Chlorophyta; Chlorophyceae; Sphaeropleales; Selenastraceae. The record is from RefSeq and is a predicted model, not a curated record. The transcript has 4 exons. The coding region runs from base 1 to 1293 and encodes 430 amino acids.
AUGCGCGCGGACGGCGCGGGCGCGGGCGCGGCGCUGCCGGCGCCGCGGCCGCGGCCGCCGGGGCCGGUGGCGCUGCUGGGGCCGCGGGAGGGGGGGCUGUGGAUGGUGAACGAGUUUGGGCAGCCCAUGGUGCUGCCUAUGAACCACGCAGGCCUCCGCGCGCGCUGCCUGGCGGCGAUGGGCGACGUGCUGGGGGCGGUCCAGGUCGCCGCGGCCGGCCUCGCGCCCGCGCACCACGACGAGCUGGCGUCGUUCCUCGCGACCAUGGCGGCGCCCUCGGGGGCGCACCUGGCGCUGAUGGGGCUGCCGGGGCUGUCCUUGGGCAUGGAGGUGGAGCUGUGCAUGGCCACGGGCCAGUGGCGCCGCGCCCUGGCGUGCUGCGACGCGCUCAUCCAGGGCUGCGCAGACCGCAGCCACCUGCGCUCCGAAGCCGGCGCCGCCGGCCCCGCCGCGGCCGCCGCCAUAGGCGUCCCCACCGCCCCCGGCGCCCUCGCGACCGCGAUUGCUGCGCCUGGCGCGCCCGCCGUCGGCGGCCCAGCGGCGGUGGGCCCGCUGCCGGAUGACCCGCCGCCGCCCAGCAAGGUGGCGACCAACCAAGCCAUGUGGGGCCACAUGGGCUUUGGCGGCCUGUUUGUCGACAACUUCAGCGUCCCGACUGAGGAGACCGACGCUGCGCGGAAGAAAGCCCGCGACCCGGUCGCGCGCGGCAAGGUGGACUGGGGAGCGCCGCUCGGCGCGGGCUGGCAAUACAAGAAAGGCGGCGGCGGCGGUGGCGGCGGCAGUGGUGGCGAUGGGCCCGGCAGGGCGGCGGCAGUGGCGCCGGCGGCGCCGGCGGCGCUGCAGCCGUCGGCCACGGCGCUGCAGCUGACGAUGCGGCUGGUGGAGGGGUCGCAGGACGCGGGGAUACUGGACGUCACGGCAGCCGCCGCGCAGCUGCUGCUGGCGCACCGCGGCUGCCUGCGGCCGGCGGAGCUCGCGCGGCUGGCGGCGCGGAUGGCGGAGGCGGGCAUGAACUCCGACGUGAAGCUGCUGGUGGACGGCGGCGUGGCGUCGGGGUCGCACAACGGGCAGGCGGUCGGGUUUGUGGCGGCGGCGCUGACCGGCGACCUGCAGCGCCUCCAAUCAGCGCUGGCCGCGAGCGGCACCGUCGCGCUCGCCGCGCUGCAGGCCAACACCUACCGCCUGCCGCAGUCGCUGCAGCAGACGACGCGCUGGAACGACGCCCUGGCGGCAGCCUCGGCUGGGGGCGCCGGCGCGCAGGCGUACCUGACAGUCAUGCCUGGCGGCCUAUGA